CUAGAUCUUUGCCACUCUCAUCAUUUCCCCAGAUAGAUUUACCAUACUCAAAGCUCAUUUACCUGCAACAACUCCCUGGCGCAGUCAAUACCAUUGCCCACGCAACAUCACCUUUCAAAAUGGUUCAACAUCUCAAAUCCAGAGCUGCUACAAACGGCAGCAACUCUGUAUUCCCGCUCGAUGUCCCAGGUAUUGUAAGGGGCGUUAUCGGCGACAUCCGGGAGAUUGGCGACAAAGCUGUUCGGGCUUAUUCAGAAAAGUUUGACAAAUGGUCGCCGGCGUCUUUCAAGCUCUCCCAGUCAGACAUUGACUCCAUUGUUGCCAAGGUCCCUGCCCAAGUCAUAACCGACAUUAAGACGGUGCAGGACAAUGUCCGGACAUUUGCUCUAGCUCAACGAGCCUCUCUUAGAGAAUUCGAGCUCGAGAUUCGCCCAGGGGUUUUCCUUGGACAGAAGAAUAUUCCCAUUGAUCGAGUUGGAGCCUACAUCCCCGGAGGACGAUAUCCAUUGCUUGCGUCUGCGCAUAUGACAAUCCUCACGGCCAAGGCAGCCGGGGUCCCCAAAGUUAUCGCCUGCACGCCUCCGAUCAACGGGAAGAUACCUCCUUCGACCGUGGCAGCUGCAUACUAUGCAGGAGCUGACGAGAUUUGGAUCCUCGGCGGCGUCCAGGCCGUUGCGGCGAUGGCCAUUGGCACCGAAACCAUGGACAAGGUCGACUUCAUUGCAGGCCCAGGCAACCCUUUCGUGGCAGAAGCCAAACGGCAGCUCUUUGGGGAAAUUGGAAUCGACCUUCCCGCCGGACCAACCGAGAUCCUUAUUGUUGCCGACGACAAAGCGGAUCCGACAACCGUCGCGACGGACCUCCUAUCUCAAGCGGAACAUGGACCGGAUACUCCGGCAGUACUGAUCACCACUUCGAGCAGAGUAGCCAAAAAGUCCAUCGAGGAGGUUGAUCGCCUGCUGAAGAUUCUGCCGACAGCACCACUGGCCUCGAUCUCUUGGAAUACGUAUGGCGAAGUAAUUGUAGUCGAUUCUUUGGACGAGGCGUAUGCUUUGGCAGAUGAUUACGCAAGCGAGCACGUUCAAAUUCUUACCGAGAAACCCAGGGAGGCACUGGAGAAGAUGAGAAAUUACGGCGCUCUCUUCCUUGGGGCGAAGACUUGCGUUUCGUAUGGCGACAAGUGCAUCGGCACAAACCAUGUUUUACCAACGAAGAAAGCAGGCAGAUUUACCGGCGGGCUCUGGGUGGGAAAGUUCUUGAAGACUGUUACUUACCAGGAAGUUGUUUCUGAGUCGGAGAGCGGGGAGCUGGGUCGAUUGUGUGGUCGCGCUGCCCGCGCUGAGAACUUCGAGGGUCAUGCUCGCUCUGGGGACCUCCGAGCAAAGCAGUUUUUGGGUGACGAGUUUGAAUGGCUUAGCAAAUAGG
This is a messenger RNA of Colletotrichum godetiae, 1425 nucleotides long. RefSeq names its product histidinol dehydrogenase. Gene Ontology annotation, cellular component: cytoplasm; cytosol. The transcript has 3 exons. Gene Ontology annotation, molecular function: histidinol dehydrogenase activity; metal ion binding; NAD binding. Lineage: Eukaryota; Fungi; Ascomycota; Sordariomycetes; Glomerellales; Glomerellaceae. Gene Ontology annotation, biological process: L-histidine biosynthetic process. The record is from RefSeq and is a predicted model, not a curated record. Bases 120 to 1424 code for a protein of 434 amino acids.